ACUGCACCUGAUUUAUUUUGCAGCUUGUAUCCCAGAAGGAAACUGAUAACCAACAAAACAACACAGUCAGCUUAUAUAAAUCCUUAUAACGUCUUAACAUUGACAUCUUGUGAAAAACUAUUUCAAAACCAUGUAUAAUGAUCUGUGACCACUGCGGUUUUAAUUGGACAGGGCGAAGAAGGGGAGAGGUCGACCUGAUUUGAUUACUACAAUGGUGUACAAAGGAUUUCUAUAAUUUCUAAGGCACUGAGAACGGUGAUUGGGACAAUACGUGCUAUUACUCUGUAUUCGCCUUCAGAUACAGUAUUCGUAGGGGAUAGCACCACCGUCUCCAGAUACCCCCUGUCCGCACUGACAGUAACAUAGACACCCUUGUUUACCGUAAUGGCAAAUGAAUCUUUAGCAAAUGGAGGAGGCACAAGCAACCCCAGACCCAGCAGCCUUUUAUCCUUGGAGCUGGACUCGUCCCUGGAUUACAGUGUCCAGACAAGGAUAUUUAAGAUCAUUGUGAUCGGGGACUCGAACGUAGGGAAGACCUGUCUAAGUUUCCGCUUCACCGGCGGCAGCUUCCCAGAUAAAACAGAGGCCACCAUCGGGGUGGAUUUCAGGGAGAAAACGGUGGAGAUCGAGGGAGAGAAGAUCAAGGUGCAGGUGUGGGACACGGCCGGUCAGGAGCGCUUCAGGCAGAGCAUGGUGGAGCAUUAUUACCGCAACGUGCACGCUGUCAUCUUCGUGUACGACGUCACCAAGAUGGCCUCGUUUGAGAACCUCAAGACGUGGAUCCAGGAGUGCAAUGGGCACCACGUCUCACCCGUGGUGCCCCGGGUCCUGGUGGGAAACAAGUGCGACCUGGUGGGUCAGAUCCAGGUGCCCUCCAACACGGCGCUCAAGUUCGCCGACUCCCACAACAUGCUGCUUUUCGAAACGUCCGCCAAAGACUCCAAGGAGAGUCAAAACGUGGAGUCCAUCUUCAUGUGCCUGGCCUGUCGCCUGAAGGCUCAGAAGUCUCUGUUGUACAGGGAUGUGGAAAGGCAGGGUGGCAAAGUGAAGCUCUCGCAAGAACCAGCCGCCAAGAACUCCUGCCUGUGUUAAAUGAACUAUUGG
Messenger RNA from Polyodon spathula (Mississippi paddlefish), 1104 nucleotides. Its product is annotated as ras-related protein Rab-33A-like. Gene Ontology annotation, biological process: Rab protein signal transduction. The coding region runs from base 385 to 1092 and encodes 235 amino acids. Lineage: Eukaryota; Metazoa; Chordata; Actinopteri; Acipenseriformes; Polyodontidae. Gene Ontology annotation, molecular function: GTPase activity; GTP binding. The transcript has 2 exons. The record is from RefSeq and is a predicted model, not a curated record. Gene Ontology annotation, cellular component: Golgi apparatus; endosome.